UCCUGCGGCUCGCGCCGGCAGGGGCGGGACUUCUGGGGUCGCCAUUGUGGACGCUCGUUUUGCUCUUGACAGGACGUUCCUUACCGCCCUUGGGGACCCGAGCGCUGGGCCAGGGCCGCUUCCCAGGCGCCUCUUCGGGACCCACCGGGGAGGACAGUGAGGAGGAUGGGGCCGACGUCCGCGCCUUCGCGCGAGCCGUGACCCCCGCCUCCGUCCCCGCCUGGCCCCCGUGCGCGUUUACACGGGGGAGGCUGAGGCUCUGAGUGCCGCGGGCUUCGGGCGGCGGGCAGGCUCCGGCCCCGUGGCGUGUGGGGCCCGCUGAGGCCGCGGGCUUGCCCGGGUCCUAUGGCGGCGGCGCUGAUGGACCCGGAGCGGGUGAGUGGGGGGUGCCCGCGGCCUCAUUCAUUCGGACCCCCACACACGGUGCGAGACUCCACGAAGGGGGCGGGGGCGUCCCUGGACCCCCCGCCUCCUUCGCCUCUCUUUCUUGGCUGCCGGAGGCUCUAGGGUCACUCCAAGCCCGAAGUCCUGAGUCCUAGCCAGGGGCCAUGUGGAAAGGUCCUCAUUUCUAGAGUCCAGUGGGACGAGGUGUGGGAAGCUGUUUCAGGCACAGGGACCAGGGCGUGCAAACGCUAGCAGUGUUCAGGGAGCCACAGGUCUCCCUUCUGUCUGGUGGACAGGAGUCAGGCCUGGCAUGGCUGCCCGAGGAGGUUGGCCUGUAAUGUGAGGGUGGUGGGAGCCACGGAAGGUUAGGAGUAGAGGAGGGAGGGGAUCCGACUCACGUUCACGCUCCUUCUGGCUGCCGAGUGGAAAACAGACAGGGGGGUGGGGCGGUGAGGGCGAGGGAAGAGAAAGGGAGGCCCAUAAGGCUGCUACUGUAAUAGAUCAGGCGAGUGAUGGUGGCUUGGUCAGAGUGCUGACUGGAGUUGGGAGAAGUGGUUAGAUUUUGGGUCCGCCUUUUAAGUUAAGCCAGCCAGAUUUUUUUUUUUUCUUUUGGUCUGCUGGGCAACAUUUACCCUGAGUUAACAUCCCUUGUCAAGCUUCCUCUGUUUUGUACGUGAGCCACCACAGCGUGGCCACUGACAGACGAGUGGUGUAGGUCCAGCCCAGGAACCAAACCUGGGCCACCAAAGCAGAGCGUGCCGAACUUAACCCUUAGGCCACCAGGGCUGUCCCAUAAGCCAACUAGGUUUUUAUGAUGUGGAGGGUGAGAGAGAAGUGGAGGAGGCAGGGAGGUCCCCAGGGAGUCUAGCUUCAGCAACUAGAAGGCGGAAGUGCAUCCACAGAGACGGGGAAGUUGGUGAGUUGAACAGGUUUCAGGGAAUAUCAGGAGGUGGAUUUUGACCAUCCUGAGACUCCCGAGUGGACGUCUCGAACGGGCAGCUGGACACGCAGGUCUAAGUUAUGUUCAGGGAUUUGGCUUGGAGACAUCCAUUCGGCAGUACCAGCCUGUGAACAGAGAUGUAACCCUGGUUCAGGUUUAGGAGGGGGCAUCUUUAGGUCCUGGUGAUGGGUGCCUUACUGGGGCAGCUGAGCACUGGGUGGCUGGCCUGGGUACCUGGGCAGGAGUGGUGGGCAUGAUAAAGUUGGAUGAAGGGAGGAGCAGCCAUGAGGAAAGGUGUGUGUGGGAGAGGUGGAUCCAGAAGGUCCCAGGGGCGGAAGCUGAGGCAUGUUGGAGAGGGAGAUGACAGCCCUUAGAGGGGCUGGUGCUCACCCCUCUAUGGACUUACUGGCCUUGGCCACUCUAUGGGGCCUGGUGGUUUCAGUGAGGAUGGAGGAUUAGCUCAAUGGCAGACAGUCAGCUGGGAGUGUCCCAGGCCCAGGGUGGGAGGUAGUGGGACUGGGCUUUGAAUGUGCAUUAGGAGGAGAAAGGAAUGCUGUGGCUGGUGAGGGGACAGCAAGGGGAAAGGCAGAGAGGCCUGAAAGUCUCUGAGAUCCUUGUGUGGUCUGGGUGGCUGAGGGUUGAAGGUAGGAAUAGGACCAGUUGGAGAAACUACGAAGGAAGGGCUGGGUGCCACCCUUGGCAGUUGGGACUUUUGGAAGUCUGGGUCAGGACGGGCUCCUGGUUGACCUCACGAGGUAGCCAGGCUCUGGCCACCAUUUGCAGAGUCGCAUGUGGGGCAGCCGGGAGAUACCCAUUGUGUGGGCCAGAAAAUGGUGGUGGGGUCUGGAGAUGUGCCAUACAAAGACUGAUGUGCAGGUGCAGAGGCAGUGUGAAUCAAUGGACUGGGGUCCUGGUACUGGAGCCUAUGGGAGAACGGGCUGGGGGACCUUUGAGGAUGUGGCUGUGUACUUCGCCCAGGAGGAAUGGGAGCUCCUUGAUGAGGCUCAGAGGCACCUGUACCGCGAUGUGAUGCUGGAGAACUUGGCCCUUGUGGCCUCGCUGGGAUGUGCAUCUUCCAAGUCCCGUGUGGCUGCCCAGCUGGGAGAGGGCAAAGAGCCCUGGGUGCUUGACAGGGUGGAUGUGUCUCCAGCCAUUGCAAGAGAGGCCGGGAGGGAGCCUGGCUCUGGUUGUUGGUGUGUAGUGGAGGAUGCCGCUCCUGAGUGGGGUGUUUCUAUAGAAGGAGUGCUCCAGUUCAGGACCCCUAAGGCAGGUCCUUCCACCCAGAAGGCCAACACCUGUGACAUGUGUGGUCCAGUCUUGAAAGAUGUAUUGCACCUGGCUGAGCACCAGGGAGUACACCCCAGGCAGAAACUGUACAAGUGUGAGGCAUGUGGGAUAGGUUUCUGGCUCAGUGCAAACUCUCACCAGCAACAGAAGGAGCACAGUAGAGAGAAACCCUUCACAUGCAGGGAGUGUGGUAAGGCUGUCCUGGAUAGCCACAACCUCCUCCAGCACCAGGCCACCCACAGCAGGGGGAAGCCAUGCAGGAGCACCGAGCGCAAGGCCUUCCCACCCAGCUCCAGUCACCAGCAACAGCAGGGAGUCCAAGCUGCACAGAAGCCCUUCAAGUGCAGCGACUGCGGGCAGGCCUUCCUGAAGGCCUUCGCGCUCCUUGACCACUUAACUCUCUCUGAAGAGAGACCCUUUAGAUGCCCAAAAGGUGGAAAUGCCCCCAAAGAGACAUCAAGCCUUAUUCAUUGCCCAAAAAUUCAAACUGGAGAAUCAUCCCAUGUGUGUAAGGAAUGUGGGAAGGCCUUCAGUGACCUGUUUAAACUGAGGACCCAUCAGAAAGUUCACACUGGAAAAACACAUCACAGUUGCAGUGAAUGUGGGAAAGCUUUCACCCGCAAACACUCACUUGUUCAGCACCAGAGAGUUCACACUGGAGAAAGGCCUUAUGAGUGUGGCCAGUGCGGGAAGGCCUUCACUCGCAGCUUCCAUGUUGCUCGGCACCAGAAAGUUCACAACACAGAAAGGCCCUAUGAGUGCAGACGGUGCCGGCGAGUCUUUAGCUGUAUCUCCAACUUUGUUGAGCACCAGAAAAUACACACUGGAGAAAGACCCUAUGAGUGCAAUGAAUGUGGGAAGGCCUUCAUUAACAGCUCUCAUCUUGUUCGGCACCAAAAAGUUCACAACACAGAAAGGCCUUUUGAGUGCAACAAGUGUGGGAAAGCCUUCCGGCAAACCUCCAAGCUCAUUCUGCAUCAAAGGAGUCACACUGGAGAAAGACCUUAUAAGUGCAAUCAAUGUGGGAAAGCCUUUAGCUGCCCCUCCAACCUUGUCCCACACCAGCGGAUUCAUACUGGAGAAAAGCCUUAUGAGUGCUCUGAGUGUGGGAAAGCCUUCAGUCAAAGCUCUGCCCUCAUUCAGCACCAGAAGGUUCACACCAGAGAAAGGCCUUAUGAGUGCAGUGAAUGCGGGAAAGCCUUCAGCUACAGCUCUAAUCUCGUUAAGCACCGGAAAGUUCACACUGGAAAAAGGCCUUAUGAGUGCAGCCAGUGUGGGAAAGCCUUCAGCGAAAGCUCCAUCCUCAGUCAGCACCAGAGAGUUCACACUGGAGAAAAGCCCUAUGAGUGUAAUAAAUGCGGAAAAGCUUUCCGCUACAGCUCAAACCUCUCUAAGCACCAGAAAGGUCACACUGGAAGGGAGCCUUCUCAGUGCAGUGGACAUAGAAAUGCCUUCAGCUGGAGCUCCAGCCUCCCUCAGCACCAGAAAGCUCAUACCAGAGAAAGGCCUUAGGAGUGUGACAAAGGGGAUAAAGCACUGACAGGGGCUUUCUCCUUGUUCACCAUAAAGGGACUCGCUCCUUUUACGAGAGAAACUUCUGUGACGGGAACUUUUAUGAGGAAGCCAUCAGCAAGAAACUGAAACCUGCACAGCCAGUGCCCCUCCUGGGGAGCGACCUGCAAGCACCAGAGAUGGGGAACACUUUCAGGGGCUGCACUGCAUUUUCUAACCUGUCCAGGUGCUUUGCCAGAUUAUGUCACUGCCAGACACCAUCUCACCUCCACCAGCUGGCAGGGGCAUGCAUGUGCCUGUCAUCUCAACACACUCAGGGAAGGCAAGACCUUAUGCUUGCUCACUCCCUGAAGGGAGCCGUGAGUGAUGGGAGCCCUUUGGGGUGGCCUCAUUUUCUACUUCUUCCCUGUCCUCAGUGGUUCAGGCACUACCCUGACCUACUUCUCUGCAGGAGGUUCUGGGGUCUGAGGACUUCCAGAGGAGGCUUCCCUUCUUGGUGGGCGUUGUUGAGUCUACAGAUGAUGCCUGCAUUGGAUGUGUUCAGCCUCCAAAUCACCCAAACCUGGAACCACCUGCCUCUAUAGAGAGAUAAAGGCCUUAUUGUUAAAACCAUCUUUAACCCUGGAACUCCAUCUUGUGUGUGAGGAGAGACUGAGAACAGAACUAGGCUCUAACAGUGCAAAGAAGGGGAAGGGCUUUUGUGGGGGGCCCCAACAUAGACAGUAGGGUGGUAAGGAAUAGUUUGCAGUCUUGUAGUCCAAGGCCUCCUGGGCCAAAUCUUGUGUGCUGGAUGCCAGAACUACCUGUUGGGUGCAGAGCUUUGAGAACUGGGUAUUUGGUGUGGCAAUCUCCAGUUCUUCCUGGUCCCUUGUUCCUGGGACUCUCCCACAUUCCCCAGUGAUGUUGUGGGGCCACUGUCUCCUGGGACUUGCUCAUGAGUAAGGUGCCUGAAGUCCAGAAUAUGUGGGUAGGUGUCACUGGAUGUAAGAUCUGCAGGGGCCAUGUGGAACCACAAGUGGACACAGAAACACUGGGCUUGAGGUGAGAGAUUUGGGGAGACUGUGGCAAAUGGACAUGAUACGGCCAGUACUGUAUGUGGGCCCCAUCAUAUCUACUCACAAGAGCUGGCUGUGCUCAACUCCACAUUCAGUGACAUCAUAUGGGUUAGCCUGAAAAAAAAACAACAGCUCUGCAAAAAAACAAACCAACCUCAUUUGCAGUGUUUGCAAAAUUUGCUGACAGUGACCUUGGCUACAGGAGAUUCAGCUCUGCAGGUCUUGGAAAGUCCUGCACUCUCGUCUUGUCCUCUAGAAAAGUGUGAUGUCCCUUUAGAAUGGGCACAACCAGUGGUGUGCUGCUCACUGCCAGAGCAAAUAAUCUAAAGGUGGCGUGGAUUCCUGUAGUCUUCCUGAGCUGUUCACUUCAGGGCCAUCACUGCAUAAGUAGGAACCCUGGGAAUGAGAGAAGGGAGAUUCUGUAGUCCUGGAUUUUUGUGGCCCAGCCAAUAUUCCAGGUAAGCAUGGUGGCCAUGAUGUUCAUAAUCUGCUGGUUUUUGCUGCCACUGAUGCAGGGCUGUCCCCAGGUACAGGGGUCAGAGAUGGUGGAAUCAACAUAUGGUUGCUCCAUUUUCUGGUUUCCCAAGAGGAGUGAGAGAUCCACAUUUUUAUGUGGAGUCUUGAUUUUAUAAAUGUUGAAAAAACUUUUUCUCAAAAACUUCUAUACAAAGGUGUGCACAUAUAUAUAUAUACACACAUGCUAUUGUGUAUGUGUGUGUAUGUAUAUGCAACCUGUACAUAUGGGCUACACAUGUUCCUGGGCCAACACUUGUGAAUGUCAGAAAAUAAGCAAACCAGGCUGUCAGGAGCCCAGACAUGUAGGGUCUCCAGACGUGAAGGCUUCUGGCCCACAGUAUUUACUCCAUAGCAUGUAGCAGGGGCAGUGGCACUACGGCUGCCACUCCACUCAGGACGACUCUUCCCUCCAGUUCUCUGAAGCUGACCCAUGAGGGUGGCAUCCCAGCAGGCUUGUGAUCAGCCAAGCAUGCAGCAAGUCUGCCUCAGCACUCCCCAGCAUCCUGAGGUAUCAGGGCAACGCUUAAACUCAAGCCAUCCCUUCUGGGUGUAAUAAUUGCCUUCCACUAACAUGGAGGACUUGGGAUCACAGUUAAAGUCCAGGUGAACCUUGGAGCCUCAGACCUCCACACAAGGACAGACAUGGAUCAUCCAGAGCUCAACUCCUUGUACCUGUGUGGUUAGGGUUGGACAGAUCUCAUAAUGCUGCCCCCAUGCAUUCACAAAGGCUUUACCUGCAUCUGCUCUCCCCACCAGGGCUCUGUGCACACUACCCAACUUAAUGGAAUCUUAACAUUUCCCUGGUGAUGCCACAACAUGCCAACCAAAGGCCUCUUGGUUCUGAAUGUGUGAUCUCCCCAGAGUACCAAUUUAUGUGGAGCUCAGGUUCUCCCCAGCAUGAGGAAGUAUCCAGGGAUCCCCAGCCUGCUCAAGCCCUCUCCUGGGUGUGACAGUUGCUUUCCAUCACAGUGGAAGGGCUGCUUGGGCCAUUCGGACUCAGACCCCCAAGCAAGGUAGGGCAGACAUCCAUCAUCAGAACUCAAUCCCUUGUAUCCGGAAUGGUCAGUUAUGUGUAGACCUUGUAAAAUUAAGUCUUUUGGUGAAGAGUCCUUGAUUUGGUGAAGUGUCCUUUACUUCAGCCUGCCUUCCAGUCUCUCCAACUGGGCUCUGUGCAAGGCAGCCUGCUGCUCCUAUGUGUGUGUGGUGCACAGGUGUGUCUGUGUACUGUGUGCAUGUGCAUGUGCCAGAAUAUCCAAAUAUCCAGAAUAUCCAAAAGAAAGCCCUAGUGGCUCUGAGUAUCUAUGAACGGGGGCUACUGACAUCCAUCUUGACUCUACAGGAAGGUUGGCCUGUGAACCAGCCACAGAAGGCAGCAUUGAGUGAUAGCCAGAGGCAGCACUUUUGACAUCAUUUGAGCCCUAGAUCCACUUAACUGCCUGAAGCCAGAUGCCAAGUGGACUUCUAGGUUCCACAUGGCAAAACUGGCCAAGGCAAUUCAAUGGGGACAAGAUAAACUCUUCAGGAAAUAGUGCUGGAACAAUUAGCCAUAUGCAAUAACAACAACAACAAACCUCUACCCUAAACUCAAGUCAUAUGCAAAGUUAACUCAAAAUUGAUCAUAGACAUAAGUGUAAAACUUAUAACCAUAAAACUUCUAGAAGAAAGCCCAGUGGCCUUGGAUUUGGUGGAUUUCUUAAACAUAACAUAAAAAACAUGACAAUAAAAAGAUAAGUCAAUUGGACUUCAUCAAAAUUUUAAACUUUCACUUUUCAAUGUUACUCUCAGGAAAAUGAAAAUGCAAGCCCCAGACUGAGGAAACUACUUGCAAAACAAAUUAUGACAAAGGACUUGGAUCUGGAAUAUAUAAAGUAAUGCUUACAACUUAAUAAAACAAAGGUGACCUGAA
Messenger RNA from Equus caballus (horse), 7600 nucleotides. RefSeq names its product zinc finger protein 304. Gene Ontology annotation, biological process: regulation of transcription by RNA polymerase II. The record is from RefSeq and is a predicted model, not a curated record. NCBI's taxonomy places the organism in Eukaryota, Metazoa, Chordata, Mammalia, Perissodactyla, Equidae. Gene Ontology annotation, molecular function: DNA-binding transcription factor activity, RNA polymerase II-specific; RNA polymerase II cis-regulatory region sequence-specific DNA binding. Gene Ontology annotation, cellular component: nucleus.